Molecule: messenger RNA, 3561 nt
Organism: Polistes canadensis
Lineage: Eukaryota; Metazoa; Arthropoda; Insecta; Hymenoptera; Vespidae
Exons: 21
Coding region: 1-3561 (1186 amino acids)
Source: RefSeq, a predicted model, not a curated record
AUGUCUGUUCUUUGUUUAUCUUUAUGUGGAGCUGAGUAUGCUGGAGAUCGUAAAGUUAGUUUUUCAGGUAAAAAAUGUAAAUCAUGGGCAGAACGAUACAAAGUUUCCAAUGAAAAGAGUCCAGCAUUUGCCAGUAAAAAUUUUCCAGAUGCAUCAUUGAAAAAGGCUAAUCGUUUUUGUAGAAAUCCUGAUGAUAAUAUUGGUGGUCCAUGGUGUUACAUACGUGAUGAAACUUAUGAAACAAUUGAAAAAGAAUAUUGUGAUAUUCCAUUUUGCGAUGACAGGGAUUGUUUAGUACAUCUCAGAAAUGCAUCAAGAUAUUCAAUUGUGACAACUCUAAACUUUACUUUCACAAGCGUUACAUUUUGGAUUAAAUUAUGGAAUCCAAAUGAUGAAUAUAAUGGAGAAUUUAAAAUUUUAUUAAGUGUUCUUCCAAUUCCUACAUUCGCAAGUAAAAUUGCUGAAGAUUGGCAUGCAGGUGUUGAGUUAAUGUUCUCAAAUUUUGGUUCUGGUCAAACAUAUCCUGAUGCUCAUAUAGAUGAUUUUGAAGAUACACCAAGUAUCUUACUCGGUACAAAAUGGACUGGUAUAUGGAUUACAUGGGCAGGAGGUUUUAUAUCAAUAGGAAUAGAUGGAUCAUCUAAGCCCCUCUAUAUGGGGGAAUAUAAAAAGAAAAAUACUAUCUCAGACCUUUUCUCUGAUUACUUGUUAUAUUAUGGAAUCAUGGGUACAAAUGUACUUUGGAGUUCAGAAUUUUGUCAGAUUGAUUGUGAAAUUCAUAUAACUAUUGGAACGGAAUUCUCAAAAGUUUGGCCAAUGCAAAAAACUAAUAAUACUUAUGAUAUUCAGUUUAAUGUGCGAGCAAAUCGCAAUAUUGCUAUACAAAUCUAUCAAAAUCCUGUUAAUAUUUAUCCAUGUUUUACUAUAAUUAUAGAUAAUGUUACGUCAUUAAUAUAUCAGAAAAGUAAAUUGUCAAUGAAACAAUAUUUGAAACAAGUUUCAAGUUCACAUUUACGGUUAUUUUAUCAACAAACAUAUGGCGAUGAAGAAUUAUUAUACGUGAAUCAUGAUCUUUUUAAUACGUUAAGAUGGUUCAGUAUAGGAACUGAGUAUAAUUUAGCUUAUUGGACACUUUUUUGCAUACCAGAUGAGACACAUGUAGUAGAAGAUCCAUGGCCACCCAACUGUAUAUCUGAUCUUAUGGAUUAUGAUUAUAAAGGUGAUCAGUGGUUUAGUGCUAGUGAUGUACCUUGUAUACCAUGGAUUUCAAAAGAAAUACCAAAAGAAGAAAAAAUUGACAGUAAAUUUAUUGAUGGCUAUGUUUUAAAAGCAUUGAAUAAAUGCAGAAAUCCUAGCCGCAGUCCAGAAGGUCCUUAUUGUUAUAUAAUGACUGAUCCAUAUUCUUCAAGCAUUUCAAAGCAGUAUUGUUCAAUACGAAAAUGUUUAUCUUCGGAAUGUAAGAUGGCUGGUACUGCAAAUGAUUAUAUAGGAUCUUUAGCAACAACACGUUCGAAUAGAACUUGUGCUAAAUGGAUAGCUGAUUACGAGCUUGUAGAAACGAAAGUAUACGUACAAGAUACACCUGAGACUACUACACAAGAACUUUUUCAAUAUCCAAGACGUUAUAUGACACAACAAGAAUUACUUUUAAAAAUGGAUCCGCGAAGAAAACCUCAACUUAUCAAAGUUUUAAGGCAAAAAGAUUCAAUUAAUCGAACAUUGUUCAACGAAACUUUGUAUCCAGAACAUAGUGCAAAAAAGGCUAGUAAUUAUUGUAGAAAUCCAUCUCGUAGUAUCGCUGGUACAUGGUGUUAUACGACGGAUCCUCUGGUACCACAAGAUCUUUGUGAUGUUAGAGAUUGCAAAAUGCUAGAGGAAUGUAUAUUUCUUGUACAUGGACAUGGUAUCGGUAGACGUCUAUAUAUUUUUCCUGAAUAUCGUUCUGAGGGUCUACAUUUUUCUCUGAAAGCUUGGGAACCUGAUCAAUUGGAUUCUAUUACAAUUGUUUUUACUGCAGAUGAUGGUCUUAAAUCACGAUAUAUUCUUAAAAUUGGAGCUUUGAAUAACGAGAAGAUACUUUUAUAUUAUCAGUCUGAAAACGAAGCUAUUAACUUAGUUAAGAAGAAAACAUUACCGCAUCUAUUAUAUUUUGGAAAAUGGAGCAAUUUUGUUAUUCGUAUACCACGAGGAAGUGUUUUACUUUAUUAUGAAGGAUCAUCAAAUCCUUUAUUUGAAUGGACACAUCCAGAACCAUCCAAAGUAUUUUUGCCUGUUUAUUAUUAUUAUAAUAGUGAACAAAAACAUGCUGUAGGCGUUGCUUUUGAUUGCAAUUCUAGAUGUCAAAUAGAAAAAACAGAAACGAAUGAAUUUACAAGAAUAUUACCAUUUUCAAUAUGGGAUAAAAAAAAAGUGACAAAUAUCAAUACAUUAACGCUUAUGAUACGUGCUAAAGGCAUUGUUACAAUUCCAUUAUUUUUGUUUCCUGCAACACCAAAUUAUCACUCCUUAUCUCUUUUUGAAUCUGGGCCAUGGAUAUUCUUUCAAGAGAAUAAUUAUCCCAUUGUCAAAAUAUUUCAUAAACAAUUAAUUUCAAAUCCAUUAUUUACAACAAAUUCUUGGACAAAUAUAACUAUAAGAUGGUUUUAUAAUAUUAUUGAAUUAUUAUGUAAUGAUACAUUGGUAUUUCACUAUGAACAUAGCAUCCCUCUGCUUUUUUAUUUUUUUUCACUCACUGUUAACAACGAUGGAUGGGCUAUUUGGUCAGCAAAUUGCAUUCCAACUGAUAUAGAUGGAUCUGCUAUUGAUGGUAGCUGGUCUGAAUGGGGUCCAUGGUCAUGUAGUGCUAGUUGUGAUGGUGGUGUUGGAACAAGAACACGUUUAUGCAAUUCUCCGGAGCCUAAUAUUAGAGGGGAACCAUGUAUUGGUCCUAGUAGUAUGACAGGGCGAUGUAAUUUGAUUAAAUGUGGAGACUUAACAGAGGUAAUAAAUAGAGCUCUACUGAUUGAUUCUGGUGUUUAUACAAUUACUUUACAUAGAAUUGAUCAGUCAUAUCUCGUAUUGAAAAUUGUUGCUUUAGCUGUUAUACCAAGUACAGAAAGUAUUACUAUACGUGAAACUUUGCCUUUAUCUGUAAUUUGUAAUUGCCUUAUUUUGGGUUAUGUGUAUUCUGAUCUCAAAAUAUCUUGGAAAAUAAAUGAAAAUAUUUGGAAAGAUUAUGGCAUUACAUUACCUAUCACUGUAAAUAUCGAUUAUAUUAAGGCAAUAAAUAAAUCACACCAAGGAAUGUGGAAAUGCAUUGUAGAGCAAAUUAUUGGUUCACCAAAUUGGCGCACUUACUUAAUGGAAGAUAAGUUGACCAGUCCAAUAUUUGGUUGGAUGCCAAGUGAAAAUGUUGUUGCUAUUUCAGCAUUAAUAAUCUUUUUAAUAUUAAUUGGUUGUAUAAUUAUAGGUUCAAUCUUUUUAAUAAGGCUUCAGGAAAGUCGAAAGAUCAAAGUUCAAGCCAGAAAAACGAACAAUAGAAAUCGUUAUAAACAGCUCCCAACUAAGAACAAUCAAGAAUAA